AUGGACUGGUUCAAACCCCUCUACAAGGCUCACCGUAAGGCAGAGUCGGUUACGGUGUUUGAUCCGGCUAGCGAUCAAGAAAAUGUACAGUAUGAACAAUAUUUAUUAACUCGAGAGUCCGUUAAACCUAAUGAAAACGCCUACAAAGUGUACGAUGUGCCCUCUCCCAAACUUUUCACCCAGUGGACUACUCCUGAUCUGCCCGGUUUGCGCAUUAUUUCAGGUGCAAUUCCCCAGGACUUGCAAUGCCAGCUUGCUAAAGAAAGCGUCACAGAGUAUUUGGCCAGUCCUGAGCAUCUAACCAACCUCGAUGCUCACCAUACUAUCCAGAGACCUAUGGAUCUCUUUUCGGAUAAAGAGGUAUCUGCUACCAUUUCCAAUGAGAAAAUAAAGUCCUCGGGACUACGAUGGGUCACUUUAGGCGGGCAGUAUAACUGGACAACCAAAGAGUACCCCACGUUCGAGCUGGGUGCCCCGGGCUGUCCCGCAUUCCCCCAGCAGCUUGGUGAGUUUGUCCGUCAGGGAUUCGGCGUAGAGCCUCAAGCUGCAAUUGUAAAUUAUUACCGUCAGGGUGACAUUUUGUCGCCUCACCAAGACGUGGCCGAGCUCUCACAUCAAGAUCUUGUCUCCAUCUCGCUGGGAUGUGACUGCGUCUUCUACGCCGGCCCCGCAAGAUAUGAUGCAAAACCAUUGGCGGUCCUGCUACGCUCUGGUGAUAUUGUUGUCAUGGGUGGAGAAUCAAGGGGAGCAUGGCAUGGAGUAGGACGUGUAUUCAGCGGGACUUCCCCUGAGGCCCUUGAAAGCAGCCUCGACAAGCCCGGGUUCGCCGCCUGGAUCAGAAAUAAAAGAAUAAAUGUUAAUAUACGUCAAAUGGUAGACUAG
Wickerhamiella sorbophila is the source of this 882-nucleotide messenger RNA. RefSeq names its product Alpha-ketoglutarate-dependent dioxygenase abh1. Gene Ontology annotation, cellular component: cytoplasm; nucleus. The transcript has a single exon. The record is from RefSeq and is a predicted model, not a curated record. NCBI's taxonomy places the organism in Eukaryota, Fungi, Ascomycota, Dipodascomycetes, Dipodascales, Trichomonascaceae. The coding region runs from base 1 to 882 and encodes 293 amino acids.